UUACAUUCAUAAUAAUAAAACAACACCUCCCAUAUUCACAUUUUCUUUUAACAUCUUCUCUUAAUUAAUUAAUAUUAUGGAGACAGAAAGUCAUACAAUUGCAAAAGAAAUUGGGGUUGCAAAUAAGCAAACCAUAAGAUGGAAUGAUUUUGUGUUGAGAUUUUUGGCUUUUGUAGUUACACUUGUGGCUGCCAUUGUGCUUGGAGUUAGCAAACAAAAUGAGCUUGUGCCUGUCCAAUUGGUACCAACAUUGCCACCUAUCAAUGUUCCGGCUUCCGCUAAGUGGAGCCAUAUGUCCGCCUUUGUGUACUUUGUUAUUGUGAAUGCAAUUGCAUGUGCAUAUGCAGUUAUCUCCUUAGUCCUUUCGUUGGCAAAUAAAGGAAAAACGAAAGGUCUUUCUCUAACAAUCAUUCUAUUCGAUCUCAUCAUGAUGGCUCUUCUCUACUCCAGUGUCGGAGCGGCCGCGGCUGUCGGCCUCAUCGGAUACAAAGGGAACACCCACGUCCGGUGGAACAAGGUGUGUGACGUGUUUGGUAAAUUUUGUGGACAAGUCGUGGCGGCAAUUGCCAUUUCACUAGUUGGUUCUAUAUUGUUUUUGUUGUUGGUGUUGUUGGCUACGGUGAACCUCCAUAAGAACAUACGUCAUUAACAAGUUGACUUGAACACUAUAGUUUUUCUAUAUACUUAAGGUUAUUUUAUUGUAUUGUAUUAGAUAAUAACUAGGCUAUGGUGUUUUCUUUAAUUUAAUUUACACGUACGUGAUUGGUAAAUCAUCCUUUGUAGACCUAUAUGUGUUGCAUUUAUGCUUUCAGUAAAUAUAAUGUAUUUAUUAAAUUUGUUUAA
Messenger RNA from Solanum lycopersicum (tomato), 843 nucleotides. Its product is annotated as CASP-like protein 1E2. The record is from RefSeq and is a predicted model, not a curated record. Lineage: Eukaryota; Viridiplantae; Streptophyta; Magnoliopsida; Solanales; Solanaceae.